AUGCCUCUCGGUAGCGAGCUGGUGUGCUGGCCUGACAGCCUGAGCACAGGGGCACAGCAUCUCACAGGGGGUUUGGGCUCAGAGAUGGGGCAGCAGGGGCAGAGGGGCCGCAGAGGAGAUGUGGGAGCUUUCUGGCUUAAAUCAACGAGGGGCAAAAACCCAGCCCAGCCUGCUGAUGGCAGCUCCUCCUCUCCCUUUCUCCCUCUCUCUGUCUCUGUGAUUCCAGCUCCUCUGUCUUAUUUUUAGUAGCCUUCAUCCUCCAAAAGCAGGUUGAGUCCUCUUCUCUCUGAAUAUGUAGGCCUGUGCCCUGGGCUCACCGUCGUUCACCCAGUUCACCAGCUCCUCCACUAUACCUCACAAAGCUAUUCUGGUGCUGGUGCUGAUGCUGAUGCUGCGUUGUGGCUACCUGCUGGGGAACAGCUAA
Messenger RNA from Xyrichtys novacula (pearly razorfish), 424 nucleotides. The record is from the annotation of a GenBank genome assembly. NCBI's taxonomy places the organism in Eukaryota, Metazoa, Chordata, Actinopteri, Labriformes, Labridae.